Cicer arietinum (chickpea) is the source of this 2726-nucleotide messenger RNA. Its product is annotated as beta-galactosidase 3-like. Gene Ontology annotation, molecular function: hydrolase activity, hydrolyzing O-glycosyl compounds. Lineage: Eukaryota; Viridiplantae; Streptophyta; Magnoliopsida; Fabales; Fabaceae. The record is from RefSeq and is a predicted model, not a curated record. Gene Ontology annotation, biological process: carbohydrate metabolic process.
UAUAUGGUUCCCAAAACUGACACAAACAAACAACUAAUUAAGGUUGCUACUAAGACAGCAAAAGGGAAGAUCAUGUGUGGAGUGAAAAUGGAAAGCAAUUAAUACUAACAGUAGCAUCAUAAUGGUCACUACUACUGGAUAUUGAUUCAGCAUUGUUCUCUUUCUCAUUCUUCAUUUCAAAAUUUAGAAGUCGUUCAAUUGAAUCAGCUAGUUAGACUCUUGAGUAGGUUGAUUGAAGAGACAUGAACAUUACUUCAAUUUCAAUCCUAUUACUACUUGUAUUGUUUGUUUUGUUUUUAGGUUGUAACUGCAGCAAUGUUAGUUACGAUAGAAAGUCUCUUCUCAUCAAUGGCCACAGAAGAAUCCUAAUUUCUGGUUCAAUUCACUAUCCCAGAAGCACCCCUCAAAUGUGGGAAGAUCUAAUUUGGAAGGCUAAACACGGUGGUCUUGAUGUUAUAGACACAUAUGUUUUUUGGGAUGUUCAUGAACCAUCUCCUGGAAAUUACAAUUUUGAAGGAAGGUAUGAUCUAGUAAGGUUCAUUAAGACAGUGCAAAAGGUGGGACUUUAUGCCAAUCUUCGCAUUGGUCCUUAUGUAUGCGCUGAGUGGAAUUUUGGGGGAAUUCCUGUUUGGUUGAAGUAUGUUCCUGGAAUAAGUUUCAGAACAGAUAAUGGGCCUUUCAAGGCGGCAAUGCAAGGUUUUACCCAGAAGAUUGUCCAAAUGAUGAAGAGUGAGAAGUUGUUUCAAUCUCAGGGCGGUCCAAUCAUUCUUUCUCAGAUUGAGAACGAAUACGGACCUGAGAGGAGGGCAAUGGGAGCUGCUGGUCAUGCAUACCUAAAUUGGGCUGCAAAUAUGGCUGUUGGAUUAGGAACAGGAGUCCCUUGGGUGAUGUGCAAGGAAAAUGAUGCCCCUGAUCCUGUGAUUAAUUCAUGUAAUGGUUUUUACUGCGACAAUUUCUCUCCAAAUAAACCGUUUAAGCCUAGCUUGUGGACUGAGUCUUGGAGUGGCUGGUUUACAGAUUUUGGUGGUCCAAUUCCUCAGCGUCCAGUUCAGGAUCUAGCAUUUGCAGUAGCUCGUUUCGUUCAGAAGGGUGGCUCAUAUGUGAAUUACUACAUGUACCAUGGAGGAACUAAUUUUGGAAGAUCAGCUGGGGGUCCAUUUAUUACAACAAGCUAUGACUAUGAUGCUCCAAUUGAUGAAUAUGGUUUGAUCAGGCAACCAAAAUAUAACCAUUUGAAGGAUCUUCAUAAAGCUAUAAAGCGUUGUGAGCAUGCUUUGGUUUCUUCAGAUCCGACUGUUACAUCAUUAGGAACACUUCAGCAGGCUCACGUAUUCUCUGCAGGGACUGCAGAAUGUGCGGCUUUUCUAGCAAACUAUCAUGAACAAUCUGCUGCUACUGUGAUUUUCAAUAACAGGCACUAUGAAUUGCCUCCGUGGUCUAUAAGUAUCCUUCCUGAUUGCAGAACUUCCGUAUUUAAUACUGCAAAAGUGAGAUCGCAAACUUCAGUGGUAAAAAUGCUUACUGUCAAUCCUAGGUUCUCAUGGGAGACCUAUGAUGAAGAUCUAUCUUCUCUAGAUGAAAGUUCAAGAAUUACAGCUGCUAGACUCUUAGAACACUUGAAUGUUACCCGAGACACUAGUGACUAUCUAUGGUACAUAACCAGUGUUGACAUAAGUUCAUCAGAGUCAUUUCUUCGAGGAGGACACAAACCAAGCAUUAACGUGCAGUCUGCAGGACAUGCUGUCCAUGUAUUUGUUAAUGGAAAAUUUUCAGGGUCGGCUUUUGGGACAAGGAAACAGAGAAGCUGUACAUUUAAUGGGCCAGUUAAUCUACAUGCUGGAACAAAUAAAAUUGCUCUUCUCAGUGCGACUGUUGGAUUGCCGAACGUUGGCCGGCAUUAUGAAACAUGGGAGACAGGGAUCACUGGUCCGGUUUUGCUCCAUGGUCUUGACCAUGGACCGAAAGAUUUGACGCAUAAUAAAUGGUCUUAUCAGGUUGGCCUAAAAGGAGAGGCUUUGAAUUUGGUGUCAUUCGAUGGGGUCUCAUCUGUUGAUUGGGUGCAAGAUUCAUUAGCUACACGAAGCCGGUCACAACUAAAAUGGCACAAGGCUUAUUUUAAUGCACCUGAGGGAAAUGAACCAUUGGCUUUGGACAUGGAAGGUAUGGGUAAGGGCCAAGUAUGGAUCAAUGGGCAGAGCAUAGGAAGAUAUUGGCUGGCUUAUGCAAAGGGCGACUGUAAUUCUUGCAGCUAUUCUGGGACAUUCAAGCCUGUAAAGUGCCAACUUGGUUGUGGACAACCCACUCAACGAUGGUAUCAUGUUCCAAGGUCCUGGCUAAAGCCAACAAAUAACCUGAUAAUAGUGUUUGAAGAAUUAGGUGGGAAUCCUUGGAAAAUAUCUUUGGUAAAGAGAACAGUACAUACUGCAGGAGUUCGUGAUUAGCGAGGUUAGCCUUGAAGCAAUAAGUUAUAUAGCUUGCAAUAAAUCAGAUUCAGUUUGUAUGCGACUUGGUUCUACCGGUCGGGGAUUAGGUGUGUAUCCCUAAUUAUGUUGUUUCUCCCUCUUGAUCUUGCACCAAACCACCGUGCAACCGUGAUUUAUACAAAAGAUGCAGCCUAGUUUAUUGUUUGUAAUUUAUUAUUUUGUAUAUGUAAUUUUGUUGUAUCUAGUUGGAAGUUAUUAAAUGUAUGAUGAAAAAUAUUGCAAAUAAUUAAAGAUAACUAGCAA